AUCACAAAAAAUGGAUGCCCUGAACGAGAUACUUAUGUGGGGCCGUGGAUAUAGCCGUGUACAUAGGUUUGAUGAUGACUCCGAAUCUGAUGUAGAUUCCAUGGACUCGCUCAAUAGUUUUUUUGAUGACCAUCCAUAUUUAUUCCCAUCUCGACCUGAGGUGCGACGCCCUAAAACACCAGACACUGAGAUAGAAAAACCCAAGACAGUCCUCAAAUUGCUGGAUUUGGCUGCCAAAGUAACAGCUCAACACUAUUCUUGUGAAAGUAUUGAGACUCAUGACCCACCACUUGAUGAAGCAUUGUUAAAAAAGGUUUCAUUCUGGGCUUUCCCUCAAGAUGAGAAAAAGGUAAAAAUUUAUGCAAGGUUAAGUCUGAAGUCUGAAGAGGAAUGGAGGAGAGGAGAUAUUUUUUAUGAUGAAAAGCGGAUCCAGGACAUCAGACAAGUUGGGUUUAUGGUAUCGGCUAUCAUCAACAAGCAAGUUUCCAAGGUAUCUGUGACGUUUGAAAAGCAACAGAUCACCUCUUCCACAUGUGCUAUGUGUCCACAAGCCAUAUGGUGUCCGCACAUCAUUGCUGUUAUUCUCCACAGAAUUCGACAUUCCGAUACGAUUUCAGUGCAUGCACCUGUAACAGAAACACUGUCCACCCUUACUCGAGACCAACUACAGAAGUUAUUACAAUACGCUAUAAAUGAGGAUCCUGCAGGAAUCCUUGGACGAGUGUUUCAGCACAUUGAUGCUCUGAGAGAUGCAACAUCAAACAUGAACAGUCUACAAGGGGCUCCAGAUCCAACCUUUGGGGUCAGUAUAGAUGACAAGUCAACAUGGAGCCUCUCGUUAGAUUUACUCAGGAAGAACCUGGUGGAUGACCUAAGACUAGCAUACCGGAGUUAUCCAGACUCGUGUAAUGUCGUAGAAAAGAUGAAAUCCACAUUCUUCGACCAGUAUUUUCAGCGGGUUAUGGAACUGAUUGAGAAGAAAGAACCUGGUGCUGCAAGAGAAGUUCUAUUCGUCAUCGCUGAAAGUAUUCUGGAUGUGAUGCGUAGCCAGCGACCACCGAACAACAUGGUGAAAAGGAUAUUAUAUGACUGUGAACGACUCUUCAGUUGCUUUGUCGUGUCCUGUCCUGUUGAUAUGAAACAGCAAGUUGUUUCUAAAGCCCUAACGCUGAAUGAGAGAUGUGAACAAUUAUUUCCAAACCUAGAGUUUACCAAAACUAGUUUGUGGGCAGAACUAAGUUCUAUCAAGCUGCCUUGGGAGAAUCAGAAAGACGAUGUAAUGGAAAAAGCUUUCAAAGGAUUUCCAUUCUACCAGGCAGUUUGUGCUAGCCUGAUCACCAGACCGCCUCCGUCCCUACAGGAUCUGCUUUGUUCUAGAUCUUCUACCACCACCAGUAAUUAUGAGGAGCCCCUGUCUGUGAUGCUGAUGAGGUUGGAUUGUUUUACGUGUCUGGAACCCACAAUAUCUAGAGAUAAACAGCAAAAGUUCGGGAUCAUGAUCCUGAAAAAACUUCUUGCACUCUCUCUAAAACUUUCAAUUCUGGGGAAAAAGGAGUCUGCACUUAACCUUGAUACCACAACACAUGAUGAUGGGCCGAGUGAAGAUGGGCCAACCAAAGCAAAGAGAAGGAAGCAUUCAACUAAAAGGGGUAAAGCCAGAAAGAAAUCAGCUGUACCCCGCAAAGCUGCAGGACCAACUAAACCAGAGUCCGAUGAUAAGAUAGAAGGACUCACAAAGGGUCAGAUUUCCUACUGCUUGUUGUAUGUGAGCUAUACUGUCAGCAACACGUUGGAUCAAUAUCACUUAGACAGCGAUGAAAACCUUACACUAUUAGAUGCUAUCCUGCGUGCUGUGGAAUUAGGCAGAUUUCGAAGUGUAGCUCCGAACUUUGACAUAUCUUCAAAAGACUACAGCUGGCUUGUGUUUUUGGAAAACAGGAUAGAGGAAACUUACUUGAAAGUCGCCCCAAUAUGGCAGGAGAGUGAAGGAAAUGUUACAGACAUGUACAAAUCGGUGCUCUUUGAGGAGGGACUAAAUUUUUAUGGAGAAAAUGUUCCUGUGUCACUCAUCAGUUUGUUGCUUGCUGUUGGAAAAAAGACAAAACAGAUGAUUAAGCUGUGUACAGAUGCAAUCUGUCACUCUCUGCACCCACUCAAGAUUGUGACCAUUCCAGACAAUAUCUACGGAUACAGAUCUGAUAACUACACUAACAAGGAGAGUAUAGUGAAGAAAUGGACAAAUCUGAUCUCCUGUUUGCUCAGCUUCUGUACAACAAACUCAUCAACAAAGAACAACAUGAUAAUCACACAGAUUCUGAAACACUUUGGGCAGGUUGAUGACUGUGACUAUAUGACAGCUGCCUACAGUGUACUGCGGGGCUUUCAGUCAUCACUAGUGGAGAGGGAGCAUAUGGUUCUACUGGUGAAAGUAGUUCUCCGUGGUGUUGAGCACAGUGUGGCUGGGACCUGGAACUUCUACACCUCAGCAACAGGUACCUGGGACACCCUCACCAAGCUUGGCAGACAACUAGACAUGGAGUUUCCGAGGCUCAUUCUCCCUGCAUGGCUGGAACUGUGCAAAUUCUAUAACUCCUCCCAACUAAAGGGCAUCAUUGAGGUGAUGAAGGACUCCAUCAAGAAGGAAGCCAUGUUACCUGCAGAGAUGACAAGCAUGCUUCUCAAAUACUUUGAAUCAAAGUUUCGGCAUGAUGAGGAGUGCUGUGACUUGAUGCACUUCUUCAAAAUCACAGACAAAGGCUACCAACAGGCACUAAAGAAGAUUGCAGCUAACUUUGAAAACUACACCCCCAAAGCACUUCUCAACAUUGCCAAGAGACAACAUGAGGAAACUCCUACCUCAAAGGUUACUUCUGGAAACAUCUUGCAUAAAGAUGUAUUUAAUUUGAUCAGACUUGCAUUAAGUCGUGUUCAGGUGCUCAACAAAGACUACUCUACAAGAAUCAACUAUAUUGACACAGCGACACUCAACUACCUCAGGUAUUUCUUUGAGAAAGUCUCGGAGAAAGACAGUGUAGAAGCAGCAUCUGGAAAGCAGUUUCAGAAUUUCAUGACACACUUAUCAGACAGCUUGCAGGGAGAUACAGAAGUGCUUGUACUAUUCCUAAAAUCUCUAGAGAAGACUGAGCACAUGCUGACAAAAUCCAGGGAGAAGCUUGGCACCAAGCUUGUCGAGAGCUUUCAGAAACAAUUUGACAAUGAACUGAAGCACUGCAAUCGCAAUCACACCUCCUACCACCGUGUUCUCGGAGAAAUGACCAAAGCAAGACAGACCUGUAUACAAUUUGUAGACAAUGGUGCUAUGCUGUUUCGCACAGCUGUCACAAACUAUGUCUCACUCAAGCACAAGGGUAAGAAGAAAUUCCUCAAGCUCAUGGAUGAUUAUUUCAAAGAGUUAAAUGUAGAUUGAACAUUAUGUGUGUUAGUUUGUGUGUUUGAGCAGAGGUGUUGAGUAUAUCUGAGGAUCAUCAACUUCAUUAUACAUGUACUAGUGCCAAAGGAUAAGAGAUUUUCAUUGUUUAUACAAGGCAAAUUACAAGCAUUAGUACUGGAUUGUUAACCGAAAAUGGUAUCAUUACAAAGAAUAAUUGUAGGAAGUUGACCUUUUUUUGAGACCCAAAAGUUAUAGCAUACAAUAUAAAAACUACUGUUUGUGUGAAAUUUGGUGAAACAAAUUGGUGUAUUUUUUAUUUAUUUUUUUUUCAUUAUUAUUACCUGGGUAUAAGAGAGAGUGGUUAACUCUGUUGGGAAGAUUUUUUGUACUAGAAAAACAAGAAACUGCAAUUUGCUCACUAUCAUCCCCUCCUGAUCUGUCAUGGGGAUGUAGUGAAUGCUUGUAUGCAAUCCAACAAUUUGCUCAUUCUACUGAAUUCACUUCAAAAUUGAUUUUUAUAAAGCUUCAUUCACUUA
This is a messenger RNA of Pecten maximus, 3927 nucleotides long. RefSeq lists its product as uncharacterized. The transcript is spliced from 15 exons. The coding region runs from base 11 to 3427 and encodes 1138 amino acids. Lineage: Eukaryota; Metazoa; Mollusca; Bivalvia; Pectinida; Pectinidae. Gene Ontology annotation, cellular component: Cul2-RING ubiquitin ligase complex. The record is from RefSeq and is a predicted model, not a curated record.